Messenger RNA from Protopolystoma xenopodis, 1434 nucleotides. The record is from the annotation of a GenBank genome assembly. NCBI's taxonomy places the organism in Eukaryota, Metazoa, Platyhelminthes, Monogenea, Polystomatidea, Polystomatidae.
CCACUUCAACAUCCUCCAGAGAUUUUUCACAGCCCUUCUACUUCUUCGUUUCCUCCCGCCAAGUUGUCAGCUGUCAAUGAUCCAGGUCCUCCAGCAGUACAACCUGAAAAAGCGCUGACACUAGUUCCGGCAGCUCUGAUGUCUAGGCCUCCCCUGGCUGAUGCUAGAGCACAGGGUCGUCGGCUACAUCGUCGUCUCUGCUAUGAGAUCGGCUUCCCAGGCGAUGUCAGCUGCGUCCCGUUCAGUCCGUUAAGGUCAAAUAGUUCUCACCGGUCCGGCCGCUUCUCUGCAACCAGAACCACCAACGCUUACUUAACCCCAGCAUGCGGUACUCGAUGCCAGGACGACUCAUGUGGCUCUCCUUCAGCCUGGCAUAUCUGCGUCCACUGUCGCCAGCCCAGCGGUAUUCGCUUCACUGUUUCACCCUCACACGGAUCGCCCACACGACCUCAUAAGCCCACUUCUUCGUCACCCCAGCUCCCGUCUCACUCGAAUCCUCCUCUCUGUCCCCAUCAACUUCCUCUGCCUCAUCCUCAUCCUCAUCCUCAAUUUAAUUUAAAAGAUUCCUCUCAUUCGGCACUCCCAUCCCUGUCUGAUCGUCAAUCACCACCACCAGCCCCAUCACGACACUCUAGAGCCUUGUUAAAACACCGCCGGCACAUUUCGCCCUAUCGUAACCGCUCGUGUCACGCUCGUCAUCGUUCAACUAGUAAUCGUCGGCUAAUUUCUUCUAUCCAACCCGACCCAGAUAUUGCUCCACCAACAGGCGUCUGGUGUCUCCAAACCGGCUGUUUCACCGAGGCCUCUGGCCUCGGGUCGCAUAGAACGAUCAUCAGGAGGCAUCGCCGCCUCUCCUACGGGGAUCCUUGUUAUCAAGCGCGUUUACGCCAGUUCUUCGCCCAACGUCAUGACCUGCGACGGCAAUGCCAACAACAGCCAUGCUCACAUCUUUGUCACCAUCAGCAGCAGCAACCUAGUUGGCACAGGGACGCCGGCCAGUCGAAGACGCAAAUGAAUGACCUUAUCUGGCUACUGCCGUCUACGGGGCCCACUCUAAUGGGAGGUGAUCAAAUGCAGCCUUUGUUCGAGCCAAACAAAAAGAUACCGAAGCAAACGCAAUGGUCUCAUCCACCCGCUACUCCUGAAGGUUGGCUCAAUUCGAGCCAGCAUGAGUCUAGACCUCGAGUGACGGGUGUUUCAGAAUUGUCCUGUACGAUGAAAGAAGCCUGUGUGAGUGAACUUGAGGGUGCGGACAAGAAGAAACGGACGCCAGGCGUCAGGAUCAGUGACAAUCGAAGUAAGCUCAAAGGAAUCAAGUUGCUCGGGGACAAUGCUUUCACCUUGUCCUCCUGUAUUAAAUCAUGUCAGCCUCUUCAGCACUGCAAAUUAUCAUUUAGUAGGCUUGCCAUAUUUCUACAACCAUUUAGAUCGUAG